Molecule: messenger RNA, 1355 nt
Organism: Ceratosolen solmsi marchali
Lineage: Eukaryota; Metazoa; Arthropoda; Insecta; Hymenoptera; Agaonidae
Exons: 5
Coding region: 117-1355 (412 amino acids)
Biological process (GO): apoptotic DNA fragmentation
Cellular component (GO): mitochondrial inner membrane; nucleus
Molecular function (GO): single-stranded DNA endonuclease activity; RNA endonuclease activity; nucleic acid binding
Source: RefSeq, a predicted model, not a curated record
GCAAAUAAAAGGACGAAGAUUCUGUGGAGAACGACAAGUGUCUCAACAGCUGUGAGCGAUUUUACAGCUCGCGUACCGGGUUUUGUAUACUUGUUAAGAUCGUUGCAUAAGUUAAAAUGUGCAAGUUUCUCAUUUCCACUAUUCUAUGUUCUCUUUCUUUUUACAUUCCACCUGCUCGAUCAACUUACUGUUGGAUCGACGUAAAUAAAGAUUUUAACGAGAGGCAGCCAUUGGUAUUGCAGUCAAAUUCAAAUGAAUUUCUAUAUCCUUCGAAAAGUUUUUCGAGUGAUUUAAAAUUUACAUUCUGCGAGAGUCUGCGUAUUGCAUGUCCCCAAGAUAAUAUCACUGUUUUUUCAUCGAAACUGAAUAUUUCUGAAGCCACACUUAAGUGUUAUGGACUUUUAUUUUUCAAUGUGGCAGGGACUGGCUAUAGUGCGCCAGUGAAGCGCAUUAGUUGUGCGCAGCCCCCUCUAGCAGAAGCUAACACCACAAGUAUCACCUGCCCGAAUGGCACUAUCGCCCACAUCGGUUUCCGAUUGCAGAACUCUGGUUUUCUACCAACAAUUGAUGAGAUUUGUCACAAUGAAACAUUAGGUCAGACUCACUGGGCCCACUCGAAGGUUCCCAUAUCGAUUCGUAAGCGUCAACGCGAACUCGGACUACCUACAUACUCCACCGGUCCCUUCUAUCAAAAUAUCAGCAUGAACCCUUGGAUUUUCACCAAGCAGAACCAGCAAUCGAGACUCCGGACGCUACUUAACAGUACAGCAUUGGUUGACAUAUACAUUCCGAAUGCUGGUGACAGUUACCUUGUCGAGAGUAUGUUGGUUCCUAAAGAAGAUAUGUUCUAUCAGGCACAACAGCGCAGCACUUUCUUUUAUAUUAAUACAGUGCCCGUGUGGAAGAGUAUUAGAGACCAAAAUUGGAAUCUAGUUGAGCAAAUCGUCCGAAAAGUAGCCAGUAAGCAACCCAUCGAAUUGGACGUAUGGACCGGUGGUAUCGGUAAUCUUACCCUCAAUAACUCACAAGGUAACGCGACCACCAUUACACUGGCAACAAACGGAGAAGGAAACGACGUAGUCCCGGUGCCUCGCUUCCUCUUCAAGUACGUGAUGAACAAAAUUGCGAAUACCGGUAUUGUUUUCAUCACAGUGAAUAAUCCCCACGUGACGGCCAUCACAGUUUCGGACAUACUCUGCCAAACCUACGCCAAGUGUGCUAUACUUUAUCCACAAUUCAACAUCGCCAUCCAGGGUUACACCUAUUGCUGCACCGUUGAUUCUGGCAGUCAGUUUUUCAAUAUUGCUGACAAUCUUGGACUCCCGACUUUCCCCACCGCCCAGCCUCUAAUAUAA